CGCCAGGUCUUUCGUGGUCGUGUCGGGCUGCUCAUUGUCCGUUAUCUCACCAACAUGAAGCUUAACAUUGCCAACCCCCACACCGGGACCCAAAAAGUGCUCGAAAUCGAUGACGAGCACAAGCUGCGCGCCUUCUACGAAAAGCGCAUGACCCAGGAAGUCGACGGCGAACACUUGGGCGAAGAAUUCAAGGGCUUCGUCUUCAAGAUCUCGGGCGGUAACGACAAGCAAGGGUUCCCCAUGAAGCAAGGUGUGUUGACCAACGGUCGCGCGCGCCUUCUCUUGAGCAAGGGCAAGUCCUGCUACCGCCCACGCCGAAAGGGUGAGCGCAAGCGCAAGUCUGUGCGUGGGUGCAUCGUCGGCCCCGACCUCUCGGUGCUCAACUUGGUGGUCGUCAAGACUGGCGACAACGAAGUCGCUGGCUUGACCGACGGCCACAUCCCCCGUCGCUUGGGACCUAAGCGCGCGUCCAACAUCCGCAAGUUGUUCAACUUGACCAAGGAAGACGAUGUGCGCAAGUACGUCAUCCGUCGCAAGUUCGACUCGAAGACGGGCAAGAAGAACGACAAGGCGCCCAAGAUCCAGCGCCUGGUCACUCCUCGCACCUUGCACCACAAGGCCCAAAUCGCGGCCAAGAUUGUGACCCAGCGCGAAAAAGUAAAGCGCGAUGCCGCCGAGUACUCUCGCCUGUACACCCAGCGUGUUAAGGAGCAGAAGGAACGUCGUGCCUCGGAAGUCGCCAAGCGCCGCAGCAGCCGCAAGGCUUCUGAAGUCAAGGCGGCCAAGAACUAAGAACUCGUUCGUUCGGUUUGGCAAUUUGGCGAUUUCAUCCUCCCGUUGCGCAAUGUGCUGGUGUAUGUCUUGGACAAGGCACGCACCUUCACACUCGCAAUGAACAACAUUAAGCUUCAGUUAACAAUGGUGACACAAACGUAUUACUAGUACUUUUCAUGGCACUGGACAACGACAGUCUGUUUAAUA
Molecule: messenger RNA, 981 nt
Organism: Aphanomyces astaci
Lineage: Eukaryota; Oomycota; Saprolegniomycetes; Saprolegniales; Verrucalvaceae
Exons: 2
Coding region: 55-792 (245 amino acids)
Biological process (GO): translation
Cellular component (GO): ribosome
Molecular function (GO): structural constituent of ribosome
Source: RefSeq, a predicted model, not a curated record